This is a messenger RNA of Gilbertella persicaria, 975 nucleotides long. RefSeq lists its product as uncharacterized. The coding region runs from base 1 to 975 and encodes 324 amino acids. The record is from RefSeq and is a predicted model, not a curated record. The transcript has 5 exons. Gene Ontology annotation, cellular component: lipid droplet; mitochondrial outer membrane; endoplasmic reticulum membrane. Gene Ontology annotation, molecular function: 3-beta-hydroxysteroid 3-dehydrogenase (NADP+) activity. NCBI's taxonomy places the organism in Eukaryota, Fungi, Mucoromycota, Mucoromycetes, Mucorales, Choanephoraceae.
AUGUCAAAUGAAAACCAUAUCAAGGUUGCUAUCAUAACAGGUGCUAACGGCGGUGUAGGCUUUGGCAUCUGUCAACGCUUACUUGAAUCAAAGCGUGAUCAGCUUAAACUUGUCAUGGCUUGCCGUAACCCUUCACGAGCCAAUAAAGCAAGGGACGCUUUAGUCAAGCAGUUUCCUUUUGCAAAUAUUGAUAUUGAACUUGUUGAUGUUGGUAAUGUCAAGAGUGUUUUGUCAUUCUGUCAGGCGAUCAGGGAAAAAUAUAUGCAAGUAGACUAUUUGUUUUGUAAUGCUGGCAUAUUAAGUGCUUUGGGUUUGAAUUGGAAAACUGUCCUUUAUUUGACAUUUACAGAUAUUGUGGGUCUUAUGGAACGUUCAGAUGCUACUAUUCAGAACGUCGGUGAGAUAAAUCAAGAUGGUAUGGGUGAGGUAUUUGCUGCUAAUGUGUUUGGUCAUUAUAUCAUGAUGCGUGAGCUUGAGGAACUGUUAGACUAUUCGGGUGAUGGACGAAUUAUCUGGACAAGUUCAAUUACUGCUAAAUAUGAUUGUUUUAAUAUUGAUGACUGGCAAGGUAUUAAAUGUAAAGAGCCUUAUGAAUCCUCUAAAUGGGCUUGUGAUCUUGUAUCCAUUGCAUCUAGUGAACGAUUUAAGCGUCAAGAAACACGUAUUGUUUCUUUCACUACAUCCCCUGGUGUCGUAGCAAGCGCUAUAGGUAACUUACCAAUCUGGAUGCGCUUCUUGGGUGUGAUAUCCCAAAAUAUUUCAGCCUACAAUGGCGCUAUUGCUGAUGUAUAUGUAGCAUUGGCACCACUCUCUACACUUGAUUACCUUCUUCGAUACAGCUCAUGCACCAAUCGCUGGGGGAAAGCGUAUGUAGAUGCCCGCACAAUCCCAGGCUAUAAUCGUGAUAUUGCAGAGAAAUUAGUAGAAAAAUGUGAAUUAAGCUAUCAAGCCUUUAAAAAAGCCUACAACAUCUAA